AACCUGCAAGUGGAUUGGGAUGGGGCUUGAUCCUGUAAUAGACUCAAGGGGAAUCCUUUUUGCUGUGAAUCUAGGAUGCCUAUUGCUUUUGCGCUUUGAGAUGAUAUUUGUGGAUAGCUUCACCUACAGAAAGGGAUCUUUUUCUGUCUUGCUGAUGAGGACCAGGGCAAUGAGUGGCUUGUCCAAGGCUGCUCAGUGAAUCUGUGGCUGAAAUGGGUAUAAGUUUCAUGGAUCCACAAUCCUGUAAAUCUGCUGUGCUGUCGUCUUCAUGCAGAUGGUACCUGAGUAAAGACCUAACUUUGGGGUAGCUUCUUCCGACCCUCUGAUCCCAGAAGGUCAUGAUGCAAGGAAAAGAUGAGCUAUUUGGAGAGCAGCAUUUUGAACUUAAACCCCACCGCCCACAUUUCCAACAUCAAAGAACCUGAAAAAAACCUAGUCUUGGAUUCAGGUUCCUGUUUGUUGCAUUUGAAAGUUCCAGGUCAAGAGACAAUGGAGGAUAGUUGAUACUGAAAGGCAAUGAACAGACAUACACAAAGAGUAUUUCAUAGAUGUUCUUUGAGGGGGACUCUACCAGGUUGUCCCGUGGUGGCACUAGGACCUUGCGGAAAGCAGACAGCCUAGCCCUGGAUUCCAGGCUGGCUUGCCUUGGUGACCCUUAUGUCUCAGUGGCCCAGCAGAUGGCACCCCCAAGUCCCAGUGGCAGCAGCAACAACAACAGCAGCAGCAGCAGCAGUGGGCCAGGUGGCGGUGGUGGCGGCGGCGGCGGGGACCAGCUGAGCAAAACAAACCUGUACAUCCGGGGACUGCACCCUGGUACCACAGACCAGGACCUUGUCAAGCUGUGCCAACCAUAUGGCAAAAUUGUCUCCACCAAGGCCAUUCUGGACAAAACGACCAACAAAUGCAAAGGCUAUGGCUUUGUGGAUUUUGACAGUCCCACAGCAGCCCAGAAGGCAGUGACUGCACUCAAGGCCAGUGGGGUGCAGGCCCAGAUGGCCAAGCAACAGGAGCAGGAUCCUACCAACCUCUACCUUUCAAAUCUGCCCCUGGGCAUGGACGAGGCUGAAUUGGAGUCGAUGCUGAAGCCAUUUGGACAAGUCAUCUCCACACGCAUUUUGCGCGAUGCCAGUGGCACCAGUCGGGGAGUUGGCUUUGCCAGGAUGGAGUCCACAGAAAAGUGUGAAGCUAUCAUCACCCACUUCAAUGGCAAAUAUAUCAAAACACCCCCAGGGGUCCCAGCACCUCCGGAUCCAUUGCUUUGCAAAUUUGCUGAUGGCGGCCAGAAGAAGCGCCAGAAUCAGGGCAAAUAUGUGCAGAAUGGACGGGCUUGGCCACGAGAAAGUGAUACGGGUGGGAUGACCUUGACCUAUGACCCCACAACGGCGCUACAAAAUGGGUUCUACACAACGCCCUACAGCCUGGCUCCUAAUAGGAUGAUUGCCCAGACUGCACUCUCCCCUUAUCUCCCAUCACCAGUCUCCUCCUACCAGGUUCACAGCCCGUCGUGGAUGCACCAUCAGUCGUACCUCAUGCAGCCCACGGGGACAGUACUGACACCUGCUAUGGACCAUGCGAUUUCCAUCCAGCCCACCUCCAUGAUGGGGCCGCUAACCCAGCAGCUGGGCCACCUGUCCCUCAGUAGUGCUGGCACGUAUAUGCCAGCGGCAGCAGCUAUACAAGGAGCCUACAUCCCCCAGUACACACCUGUGCCUUCCUCUAGCGUUGCAGUUGAGGAGAACAGUGGCCAGCAGAGCCACGUGACAGUGGAGUCCCCAUCGGAUCAUGCUGCCUACUCGUAUCAGUACAACAAGUAACAACAGCGCCAUCAAGCAGCUCAGCUCUGAGCAAUCACUUCGAGGGAGACAAGUUUUUUUUUGUUUUUUAAUUUGUGCUGCAUUUAGAAGAUGGAACCAUUUUUGUUUUGUUUUGUUUUUGUUUUUUGCAAAGAAUAAGGUUGUUUUGGGUUUUUUUUCCCCUAAAAAAAGAAAAUAACUGCAAUAGACUUUUAACACCGAGGAACCAAAGGAGGUUAGAGUGGGGUGGAAAAGAUAUAUACCCCCAACCCUUAGAUGUACAGAUGGACUAAGGACUAUUUUAAUACGAGGAAAACAUUUUUGUGUGUGCGCGUGCGCGUGUGUGUGUGUUUGCGCGUUUUUUUUUCUUGUUAACAGCAAAGUCAAACGCUUUGGAUGCCACAGAAUUCCCAGAGAAGAACAAUUUUUUUCCUUCCCCUCUCCUCACUCUCUCUCUCUCUUUUUGAAAGAUGGCUCUGCUCCUCUGGGAGGAAAUGUUUUGCUCCUUUGAAUUUGUUUUAUUUUUAUUUUGUCAUUUGAAAUAUUUUUUAAAGGACAAAUAUGCAAAAGUGUUUGAAUAUUUUUUUGUUGUUUUAUAAGGAAAAAAAUGCUCUGAGAAAGCCCCACCUUGCAGCUGUAGGAUAAAAAUCAAUGCAGACUUCUUCUUCUUCAUCUUUUUUCCUUCUUCUUCCUUGGGGUGGGUAUUGGGGGGGAUUUCGCUUUGAAAGGAUUAUUUUAUUAUUUCAAGAGGGUAAUUUUUUUUCUAAAAAAGACAAAUUUACAAAAAACAAAAAAAGGAAAUCUACAAAAAAAUCUACAAAAAAAGGAAAUCUACAAAAAAAAAAGUGGAACUUUUGAUGGCAGCAAGAGGGGUUUGACUAGAGGAUGCAGCUGGUGGCUUUUGAGGAACGGAGAUGUUUUUGGCAUAAACUCUGCCCCAGCCGAGAGAGAGAGAAACCCUUUGCUCCAGACCUCGAUUUCUGCCCUCGGCCCUGUCUGAUGGGACCGGUUCUUGCUGGAUACUUUGGACUCUGAUUUGAGCUUCUGCGCGGACCCUUCUUUGCUUCCACAUGGAUCUUCCCCUCGCCCACCCUGCCCUGGAUUAGGGGAACAAUAAACUGAUUGAGGAAUCUGCCGCCCGUGAUGUGUCAUCGCUUCCGGACUUUCGGACACUGAAUGGACACGUUGCCAGCAGCAGUGUGCCCCCCCCGCCCCGCGCCCUCCCCGGACACACACACACAGUGCCUUCUGCCGCCUGUGGUCUGGACUGUGCUGCCGUAUGCCCCUCUCCAAUUCCUGCAUGCCUGUCAAACCCAGGUGCACAGUGCGUCGAUUCUCUUGACAAGCCAGUUGGGGGCAGGCACUGAUGCUUUCAGCUGGCGGGGAUUGGGGGAGGUCUGUUCUGGUUGCUUUAAAAAAACAAACUAACCAGGGAGCAUCUAGCACCUUGCAGGGGAUGGCAGAGCUCCUUCCCGUCCCCACCCCACCCCAAAUGGAGAUCCUAGCGACUAUGCACGUCCCCCUCUUGCCCCCCUUCCCCACCAGCCCUUGGUUGCUGGCUCCCCAGAAUCGCAAUAGCAGGAGACUAUGUGCAAUAAUCUGGCCCUUCCUACAGCGCGUUUCCCUGGAGAGCUUCUUGAAGGUACCGAGUGCUUUAGAUCCCUCUGCAUGCUUCCACUCUGUUCCCCCCUCCUCACCUCAUGUCCCCGUUGCUUCCCCAACUAGAUGGUGCUAAAAGUCUUACCCUCUCUUCCUCCACCCUCUCACCCCAGCCCGGCUGGCAUGACGCUGUCCCUCCCACCAUGUUUUUAAAUGUUGCUUCCCACCCCCAAGGAUGUCAUCAUGAGAAACCUUGUUCCCCGCCCUCAACUCCCCUACCUUUGAGGAAAUAGCUCUUAUGCAGCUGACAAUCAGGGAGGACUAAUGACGGAGGCCAUACGGGUGUCAAGUGUGCCAGGAAGAGAGAGAGCGUGUAUGUAUGUGUGUGCGUAUCUGGGUAUGAGCAUCACAUGUACUGGGGUGCUUGGAGGGGGAGUGAGUACUAGGGUGUCAUUCCUGUUUACCUGGGUUGGUGUCCUUCUCAGGGCACUUGUAUUUGUUGGUUUGCUUUUAAAGGCUUUUUAGUGCUGCCCUGACUAUGAGAGGGGUCAGGCUUAUCUCCUAACAGGAAUGCUUGAGGUUAUGAAACAAGGUAAGGGUUCAUCUCAUCCCAUCCCAUCCCAUCCCUGCAUGGUUCCCCAGUCGUAGGUUUGUGUGUAGUCCCCUCUCUGCUGCUACUGCCCUUGACUGGUCGUGGGACAAGAUUGUCAAGAGGUAGGAGGUGUAUAGGGGUCUCUGAGAUCCCCUCAUUGACACCUCAGCUGCCAACAUGGAGAGUAAGGGAAGCUGCUGGUCUUAGCUACUGGGAUUCCCACCUAACUUCAGUCUGCUGCAUCUGCUGCCGGCAUGCUGGUUUGGGGCUCCCUGUCCCAGCUCGGCGCUUUGUGGGAAGUGACUCAAAUUGACUGGAUGAUUUCCUUCAAGGUGCUGAGCAACACUGAAGUGCCUUCAUUUGGACAGAGGCGCUUUCUUCCUUCUUGAAAUGCUUUUCUGGCCAAGCUGACUUUGGCAGUACCAGGUGUAAUAACGGAGAGGGGAGGAAGGGAGACAAAUUAGGACCAAAAAAGAUCAGCAAGAGUGGCCCUGACUCCCAGCCAACUGAAUGCAGCCAUUCAAGAGGCAAAGAGUGCCAAACACAUAGGGCCUUGCCCCAUAGAGAUGUUGAGGAGAGCCACAUCUCCUGUGUACGUCAUCAUAAUCCUGCCACCCAACUGGCAGCUUGCAAAGGGGUACAAGAAAUGAGAGCUGUGUGUGGCAGUUUUAUGUUCUGACUCUGUGAUGAUGUGUUUACGGCACCCUAUGUUGUUCUGUUUCUUCCUGUACUGUAAAAGGAUUCAGGAAUGGUCCAUGGGCUCUGAGUAUGCUCCAAGCGUUAGGCCAUCACCCCUUUCUCCAGGGGAAUGUGGCUUAGAGGAUGGCUUACCUCUGUAGUAGUGCUAGGAAAGACAAAUACAAAGCAAUAAAGCCCAGGGUGCAAUCUACGUUCAGCCCCAAAUCAGCCCACGGUACAAUCAAAGGUUGUGACCAAAAAUAUAUAUAUUUAAAAAAUGCAGUCCUGAGUACAUUAAACUGGGUGUGGGGGUCACUCCCACUGAAUUCAUUGGGACUUACUUCAAAGUAAAGAUGCACAGGAUUGUAUGUAAGGAAUACUGUAAUGUGUGAAAAGAUCCAGCUAUGAAAAUCCAUGCAUGGACAGAGUGGCUGGCAUGAUGCACACUGCAUCAGGGCUGUGCUGUAGGGAUGUGCAUGGAACAGAUUUUGCGUUUUGUUUUGAGCUCAAAACAAAAUGCAGAUUGCCAAAAUGGUUCUUUGAAACAGCGGUCAACCCGAUUGUUUUGACGAAACAAAACUUGAAAUGUUUCGAGUGUUUCGGCCAUAGGGAACAAUGAGGAAACUCGAAACACCCCAUUGUUCCCCACGGGCAGCUCCUAGGAGCACCAAAGUAGGUUGAGUGGUAGGGCAUGAUGGGUGCUACCUACUACCCAACCUACAAAAUAAAUGAGCAAGCAGGCGAUUUUAAACAAAUUUUUAAGAAGCAAGGAGAUCACAAGACAAAUGGAAGCCAGUGCCAGAAAACCAAUCAGCAAGGGAAAAACAGGCCUCCAAAAUGUCGCUUGAAACAUCAGAACGUUGUUUUUUGGUUUUUUUUUGCCUUAUACUUUUUAUUCAGAACGUUUCAAAUGGAAACAGGGUUCCAAGCUCAAAACAAGCCCUUUAUUUAAAGGGCAUUUUGUUUUGAGCUCGAAAUGGUCUGUUUCAGGUCGAACUGUUUUAAAUGUCAACACAUUUUGCACAUCCCUUCAGUUACUCCCAGUCACAACAAUUGUGCAACCACUCAUUUUCCACAGCGUCUGGGCUGCCUUAGGAGUUCACAGCAGCCCCGACAUAGUGCUCGGUGCCAGUGGUGCUGGACUGCUGUGCAUCAUGUCAGCCACUGUUUGGGGCACCUAAGUGGUGUGAUUGCAUAUAUGCAACUAAUAGCUCCUGGCAAAACUUAUCUGGGCCCCAUUAAACUGGCUGGAUGCAUCUUUCAACUCCUGUGGGGCAUACACAUCCGCAUCUGAGGUGGCCAAUUCAGUUGCUAUAUGUGACCUUCGUUUGUCUUCAGCUAGCAUUUGAUCAGAGCCAAGGGAUUGCAGGUAUCCUGGAUUCCAGAUUUGCUGUACCUGUUGCAGAGCAUGUCCUCACCAGCCCAUCAUUCUCCAUAAAGUCAUUUCUGCUUUCAAAAUUGGACUGGAGUUUUUAGCCUCCUCAUUGUAAAAUCACCUCCUCCCCAUGCCUUUUAUGAGUUAAGACAUUUUUUCAGCCCUGCGAGCAAGUUCCAGAGAGGAGUGUCUUUUGGAAUGUUUGGUCAGUGACAGGAUUGUCAUCUUGUGCGUACCUGAAUUGGGAAGCGGCUGCCUGUAUUUAACAGCUUUCAUAAUCUGCAUACUUAGGAUGGAAAAACCAAGGCUGAGCACUCAGAUGUUACCAAAUGCAACUCUCCCCCCUCCCCAAAAAGGGAGGUUAAUUUUCAUGUCAGAAUUAAUGCAUAAGAAUUGACCCACGAUAGUUCCAGUUUAAUUUUAUUUGCAUCCGGUCUUCCUCUCACUAUCCUGAAAGACUUACAUUUCACAUAGAAGACAUUUGUCCCAAUCCGGAAAACACACGGUAUGUGCUGAAAAAUAGCCCUGCCUUAAGACAAGCUGAACCAGAUGCACAAAAGUGUACAGUGCAGAGCUAAAUGGAGGACUUCCAGCAAGGCAGCAACAUACUUGUCACCAGAAGCUGCUGUUUUCCAGUACAAGUGCAGGUAACUGUGGGGGGUCACACAGUGUAUGAGCAGCUUGAAGCUGCUGCUCUGCUUUUCUAGCUCAGGGCAGCUGUCAUGGAUGCCACUUAUGGCCCCAUCCUACAGAAAGGAGUCCAAGGGAAGCAAGGGCUGGUGACACAGUGGCAAGGGAGAGCAGAGUUGGGGGACAUAAAGACAGAAGAGGAGCAGAAGGUGUGGAAAUGAGCUUAGCAAUGGGGAGUGGAAGUGGGAUGGGGUGCAAGGUUUGGGGGCAGUUGGGCUAGGGGUACAGUUGCAUGCAGGGGCAGUGUGUAGGAAUGUAGGGUUGGGGGAAGAAGCAGGGUGUGUGUGAGUGUGAAUGUAGGCAUGCGAUUGCUAUGGAGAUGGCUACAGGCCACACACCCUUCACUGCUGCAAAGCUUCCUUGUGAUCCAAAGCCCUGUUCUCACCUUGCCCAGCCCCCUUCCCCCAAAGCACUUCCUAGCUUUUCCCCGCAAGGGGCACACCCACAAAAGUCAAACCAGCCAUGGGACUUGGGUCAUGUUAUUACCCUUGUAUCCCGUCCUUCCCAUUCUGGAAGAAAGCAUGGUAGAAGACAUGGUGCCCCCCCACGUCAUUCAUUGUCCUCAAUGGGCUAUGGGGGCCAGCUUUUGACCAUCACUGCUCUGCCUCAAGGUGCCCACUCAGAACUGGCAGGAAGGCUCCAGGCUUCCUCACGGUAGCUCCUUGGCCCCUCCCAUGAGCCACAGGCUGCUGCAGGGGGCCUACAGAGGAGACCCUGCCCAGAGCUGUCGGCAGCACCUACACGGGGGCAGGGAGACCCCAGUGCUUUGGAGUGCUUUGCUACAAGUUGGCUGUCACUGACAUGGAGCAAGAGCAGCAGGCCUGAGCCAGGCUCUGGAAGCCUGCGUGCCUGGGGUGGGGGCCAGGAGUGUGCCCCUCUGAGCUGCUAGAUUUUCAAUCUUGUGCCUUGAUUUCCCCUUUCCCAUUCUGCCAGUGGGGGGAACCACUCCCUGCACUUUAAACUUCCAGUCCAGUUAAGGCCUUUCCCCAUCCACUCCUCCCACCUCACCCCCCCCCCCAAUCUGCAACACUGGGAACCCAGAGCCUUGUCCGGCUGUGCACCAGCAAGGCCCUGUGUGCUCUGCCUCAGCCUCCCUCUGCACAAGCUACCACUACCACCCCAUCUCCUGCAUCAUGCUUUGCUCCAUCCAGCCAUCCACCACGCUGGAGGAGGAAGCAGCCGGCUGCCUCCAAAACCUGGCAGACUGUAGACAAGCCUCAAAUCUUUAGUCCCUCUUCAAUGCUGGUAUUUUUAAAAGCGAGCUCCCUCUAUCUAUCCACCCUCCAUCUAUCAACUCCAUGCUUGCAUCGAAACCCGUCCUCCUUGGAAGUUGUUGGUGCUAUUUAUAUUUUUUAAAAACCGGUUCAGAAACUUCCCUUCAUUUUUACACUCACCAUUUCCAGUUUUUGUCAUUCUUAGCUACACAUCUACCUCACAUGCUCUUGCAGUUCAUUUGUCUAUCCCGAACCGGCAAACUGCACCUUCUCCAAGGGACAAGCUCCCCACCUCAUCCUCAGAAAACCCUCUGGGCUCCUCUGCUUUGUUUCAGGGGGAGAGAAAAGGGAAAUGUUUGUUUUAACAAAAAAAUUACCCGUGUUGCUGCUACGUAUUGGAAACUUUGUUAAAUGUACCGUAUUGUGCUCCUCUCCACCCUUUUCUUUGUUAAAUGUGUUAUGCAGACUUACUUGGUUUCAUUUGAUCUUGAGCAGAAAUCAUUUGUCCAAAGGGAGGACAGUUUGUGGCCUUGCCACAGAAUCCUAAACAUGGCAAGAAUCGACGUAAAUAAAAUGGCCUCCUUUUACGCUGAACCUUCGUGCUCCAAGGCCUCUGUGGCUGCUCUGCUUGCCCUGGAGAAAAGGUUUCCACCGAGGUGAAAGGUCCAGGAAUGGCACCUGUGAUCAUUGUUCUUUAAAAACACUGGUGAUGGCCACCGCCUUUAAUUUAAAUAAUAAAAACUUGCCAAAGCCAAGGCAGUGGCUUAGUUUGAUCCAUCCUGAAAAUGCUUGAACUGUCAAGGCACAGCAAAGGCAAAAUACCUUUAAAGCAGGUUGCCAUGAAAGGGGACAGACUUCAGCCUCUACACCCUCCUAAAGAUUUAGUCAAAUUUGGCAUUGACAAGAAUCUAGCAACAACAACAGGAGAGAACUUGCUGGCCCCAAAUUACAGAGCUCUGCCUAUAUCAUAAAUGCUCUAUUUCUUAUUUUAAAUUUCUGAGAAUUGAAGCAAAUGCAACUGCCCACAUCUAGCCAGCAACAUUAUUAGCAAAGUUACAGGGGAAGUUGCAAUUUUGCCUAAAGUUGUCAAGGUCUGUAAACACCACCAGAAAUUAUGAAUGAGGAAGAGGAGGGGGGAAUACUCCAAUACCAUUGUAUUAAGGCUUCUUCAAACCUUUAUGCCUGGCCCGUAUGAAAGGCUAGAGAGGCAGAUGGAUCAUUUGUCUGACCUGCGUGAAGGCUGUUCUAAGUUGCACAAAGAGGUUGCACACACUUUCCAGAUACACAUUCCCAAAUUGAGAGAUGUAAAGCAGCCAUCCUUGAAACUUGGGAUGACUCUUCUAUCCAGGAAGGGAAUGAUGCUCCUGACAAAUGCCAGCUCAACAUGUACUACAUCAACACUGGCAACAAGGUUAGGCAAUCCUGACUAGCCACCAUUUAAUAUUCCAAACCAGUCCAGUCGCAGCAGGACAUACAGACUCUAGGAACUGUGGUCUCCUGCUUAUGUUAUUGUCAGGGACUUGCUUUUCCAGAGGGUCUUUGGCAGGGUUGUUUUUGGAGGCAUGGGGAGUAGAAUCCACAUUUUGUCUUCCAGUAGUUGCUGCACUUGGCCAGUGACAGAGCUGAAACCAUUUGUGCAACUAAGAGCUAGCAUUUCAGUGGCCAAAAUGAGGAGGUACAAACACCGCCUCCAUGUACUUUGAUUAUGUAUGACAACACCACAAGUUGGCUUGAAAGUGGGGGGGGUGGGGGGGUUUGGCUUGGUAGUCUUCCUGUAUGUCUUCCUCAUCACUAGCAGAGAAUGCCAGUGUGGAGUAAGGUUUAAAUGACAUUAAAAUCUGCUUUGAUCCAAUGCACAAGGCGCCAGCCUAGCCCCAUCUCGGACAGCUUUCUAGCUUGUCUGCACUCUCCUUAGAAGCAAUAUGCCCUUAAUCAUUUCGAUGGUUGCAUUGAUGCCUUCCCUGCAGCAAACAGCAAUAGUCAUGUGCCCGAAGCAACAUACAUCUCGUGCUGGUUGAUGUCUAUACAUGGUUCCAGGCUCUCUUAAUGUGUUUUAAAGCACUCAGUAGCCUUUCUGCAUAACACUGGACCAUGUUAUCUUUAAAAAGAAAAACACACCACACACUUGCCAUGGGUAUGCGUAAAUCCCUUGCAAAAAGGUAUUUGGCACUCAAAGCAACAGAGGAGAAAGCACUCUCCUCUGACCUCAUUUUUGACUCAAUCAAAACUCCAUUUUUAGGUUAUUGGAACUCUCCAAGGCAACCCUUCUGAGCUUCCAUUGGCCACAACAUGGCGAGAGUUCUCGACUCCUACCCCUCCCACCCCCGCUUCAUGUCUCACCUAGUUCAUUUUACCUGCUGGUUUUAUUUAUAUACUUAGGACUAUUUGUACAGGUUUUUUUUUUUAAUUGAGAAGUUUCUAUAGUUUUGUAUCUUCCAUGCUACAGCCAGGCCUGCUUCUCUCUCAACCCCGCACACCUUCGUCCUCUGUGGAGCUAUGACUGGUCUCAUUUUGAACAAUUUUUUGUUUUUAAAUAAAAUAUGGAAAAAAAUUGGU
Hemicordylus capensis (graceful crag lizard) is the source of this 10497-nucleotide messenger RNA. It is a transcript of the gene RBMS2, whose product is annotated as RNA binding motif single stranded interacting protein 2. Gene Ontology annotation, molecular function: poly(A) binding; poly(U) RNA binding; mRNA 3'-UTR binding. The coding region runs from base 549 to 1814 and encodes 421 amino acids. The transcript is spliced from 18 exons. Gene Ontology annotation, cellular component: nucleus; ribonucleoprotein complex; cytosol. NCBI's taxonomy places the organism in Eukaryota, Metazoa, Chordata, Lepidosauria, Squamata, Cordylidae. The record is from RefSeq and is a predicted model, not a curated record.